CUUAAGUCUGUGUGUUUUCAUUUGUCUGUGAUGUAGAACUGUGAGGAUGGGUACAAAAGUGAAAAUUUUAAAUUCGGAAAAGUCAAAAUACCGACCUUCUAGGCCAUUUGAUUACAUUUAUGAUCCAGAUUAUGUAGUUUCAGGCCACUGUGAUUUUCAGAAAUGUAUUGCAGAGUCUUUUAAAACGCAGGCAGAAUUUGAACUGUGUCCAUUGUAUACAACAAUGUUUAGUGAUGCAUACUCCAGGAACAUGAUGGUACUCAAGCAGCUGAACCACUUACCACCAUGGUUUGACAGAUGUUGGGAGCAUCAUCACAGAGCAGUAACAAAGACUAGAAAGAAACCAUUGGAUGUUGAUGGGGUGGACAGGUAUCACUUCUUUUCUCGGCCAUUAGAUCCAAUCCUGCAACCAGCAGAAACAAUUAUGACAUUCAGCUCUGUGGUCACAGAAGGAGGAAGGGAAUCAUUUGAAGAGUCUGUACCAGGCAUACAAAACCGCAGCACACAGACAGACUACAGAGAGUCUGAAACUCAGACAACACCCUGGGCACCACCUGUGUUUACCCACUGUACCUCAACACCUGAGGUGUUGACUCUUGCUAACUUAUCGUGGGAUCAUGGGUUGCCAGCAGGGAUGCAUGAGGUGGAGACGAUAGAACACACUCGCAUAAAGAGGGCUUGGGAAAAUGCUAUGCCUGCUUCAUGGGAUCCUAAGUACAUUAAGAAGAUGAUUAAUAUCAUAGAUGCUAUGGACAGGGAUGAAUGGCUGUUCCGUGAAAAGGAAAUACAGACAAUUCAUAAUAUGCGUUUAGAUCUGGCUUGGCAACUUAUUCAAAAGUCCCAGCUUGAAGAGGCACACAAACUGAAUAUUCGCUUGCAGCACUAUUGGAUAGCGAAGCAACAGGAGAAGACCAUAAAAAUACAGAAGAUAAGGCUUGAUCAUAACAGAGAGCUGCGCAAACUGUUACUCAGACACAAAGGCAUUGACAUGAAGUAUCAUAAGGGAAGUAUUGUGGAGAAAUACAGAGACCAUAAAUCUGAACUGUAUGGCCCACAGAUGCGUUCUGGAGAGCAUCCCAAACAUUGCCAUGAGCUGAUCAGUGUACACAGCAGAUUUUUGACACAUCCCAAAGGUCUAGAGAUCCUCGAGACAAUGUCCAAUUUGCCACAACCAUCACACCACAUGAGAAAACCUGCAGUCCAGAACUAUGAAUUGUGUGCCCGUGAGACACGCUGGACAGAGGCUGUUCUCCAGCAACUGCAUCAAGACUUGAAAGAUAUUCAUAUGAAGGGAGUUGGAGAAUCUCAGCACAUGGAAUUUACACUGAUCCCCAUACCAAAAGCUCCAGGUACAGGAAGUAUGUCAGACUCAGAAGAGGAAGUGUAUCUUACCACAGAAUAUAAUCAAGGGGCAUGCAAUUCAGACACUGGUACAUAUUGUUGUUACAUUAUUCUUUGCAUACUUAGUUAAUUUUUUUUAUAAAUUAUUUGUAAGCUGACAUUUUUAGUGUUACAUCAAACAAGUAUAAAUAUAACUACACCGGCUGUAAGUAACACUGAUUACAAGGUAAGAAAUGCAAAUGUGGUAUUGUAUGAAAUUUUGAGAUUAUGUCCCACAGACAAAAGUCGGUAUUUAAGUAACAAGUUAUUCCAAGAAAGAAAAUUUAGCUGUUACAUCUUGUUACCAUCACCACUC
Molecule: messenger RNA, 1696 nt
Organism: Zootermopsis nevadensis
Lineage: Eukaryota; Metazoa; Arthropoda; Insecta; Blattodea; Termopsidae
Product: cilia- and flagella-associated protein 91
Source: RefSeq, a predicted model, not a curated record